Molecule: messenger RNA, 225 nt
Organism: Filobasidium floriforme
Lineage: Eukaryota; Fungi; Basidiomycota; Tremellomycetes; Filobasidiales; Filobasidiaceae
Product: ATPase, V0 complex, subunit E1/e2
Exons: 3
Coding region: 1-225 (74 amino acids)
Biological process (GO): proton transmembrane transport; vacuolar acidification
Cellular component (GO): vacuolar proton-transporting V-type ATPase, V0 domain
Molecular function (GO): proton-transporting ATPase activity, rotational mechanism
Source: RefSeq, a predicted model, not a curated record
AUGUCCGGAUUCCUCGUAUUCAUCAUGGCUAUCGUCGCCCUCGGAGCUGGUCUACUCGGAUGGAAUCUCACGCCAAAGGGGAUGAACCAGACUAUGAUCCGAUCGAGCAUCCUCCUCACCUUGACUUGUUGCUACCUGAUGUGGGCGAUCACGUACAUGGCACAAUUGCACCCUUUGAUGGCCCCAAGACGGUCAGAUAUCCGAUCGGGCAGGGAAGCCAUGUGA